AACAGGGCGAGAAAAGCUCUCAGAACCAUAACGGUUAUAUUAGGCGCCUUCGUAAUCUGCUGGACCCCAUGGCAUAUUCUUUCCCUAAUCAUCGGAUUCUAUGGUGACCAUCUGCCGGAUUAUAUAAGCGGUUUGAUGUACAGCAUCUCCUAUUGGCUCUGCUAUCUCAACAGUCCAAUUAAUCCCUUCUGCUAUGCCAUGGCCAACCAACAGUUCAAAAAAACUUUUAUCAGGAUUUUGAAGUUUAAUUGGAGGAGGUCUUGA
This is a messenger RNA of Helobdella robusta, 264 nucleotides long. RefSeq lists its product as hypothetical. The transcript has a single exon. The annotation marks the transcript as partial. Gene Ontology annotation, cellular component: membrane; synapse; dendrite. Gene Ontology annotation, molecular function: G protein-coupled serotonin receptor activity; G protein-coupled acetylcholine receptor activity. Lineage: Eukaryota; Metazoa; Annelida; Clitellata; Rhynchobdellida; Glossiphoniidae. Gene Ontology annotation, biological process: chemical synaptic transmission; G protein-coupled receptor signaling pathway, coupled to cyclic nucleotide second messenger; adenylate cyclase-inhibiting G protein-coupled acetylcholine receptor signaling pathway. The record is from RefSeq and is a predicted model, not a curated record.